This is a messenger RNA of Emiliania huxleyi CCMP1516, 681 nucleotides long. RefSeq lists its product as hypothetical. The coding region runs from base 1 to 681 and encodes 226 amino acids. Lineage: Eukaryota; Haptophyta; Isochrysidales; Noelaerhabdaceae. The record is from RefSeq and is a predicted model, not a curated record. Gene Ontology annotation, molecular function: protein binding. The transcript is spliced from 2 exons.
AUGGCCGGCGCAGCAAACCUCGCUGCCGCUGUCGCGUCCGGUGCGGACGUCACCACGGUCGAGCGGCUGCUGGCGGGCAAUGCCGACAUCUCUGCAGUGGCGGGUGAGAGGCGUGAGACAGCAUUGCACUUUGCAGCACGGCGCGAGCCCAACCUCACCUCCAUCCUCCUCUCCGCUGGUGCGUCGCUCGACUCUACCUGCACCGAGGGCUUCACGCCGCUUCACGCCGCAGCGCAUGCCGGCGCCGCGCAGUGCCUGAGCAUCCUCCUCGCUGCUCCCGGCGUAGAGGCUUGCGCACGGACGAGCCGCGGCGACUCCGCUCUGCAUCUGGCCGCCAUCUCAGGCAGCGGGGCGGCCGCGGCCCUCCUGCUCGAUGCGGCGCCGGCGCUGCUCGACGAUCGCAACACUGCGGGCUGGACCGCCCUAAUGCUCGCCGCGGGAUGCGCCCCGAUCGGCUCUGAUGCCGUGUGCACCCUCCUCGACAGCGGCGCGCGAGACGCCCCGCCCCGCCCUCCAGUCGACUCGCGAUGGGCCGCCACAAGCGCGGGCGACACUCCUCUGCUGCUCGCCGCGCGAAGCGGUUGCGCCGGCAGCGUGCGUCUGCUGCUCCGCGCACAUGCCGACGUGGCGGCUCGCAACGUGCACAGGCGCUCGGGCCGCGAGAGAGUCGCUACCGAAUGA